This is a messenger RNA of Pyrus x bretschneideri (Chinese white pear), 3148 nucleotides long. RefSeq names its product autophagy-related protein 9. Gene Ontology annotation, biological process: protein localization to phagophore assembly site; autophagy of mitochondrion. The coding region runs from base 338 to 2959 and encodes 873 amino acids. NCBI's taxonomy places the organism in Eukaryota, Viridiplantae, Streptophyta, Magnoliopsida, Rosales, Rosaceae. The transcript has 10 exons. Gene Ontology annotation, cellular component: autophagosome; phagophore assembly site. The record is from RefSeq and is a predicted model, not a curated record.
CAAAAAUCCCAAAAGCUUUCCCUUCUCUCUUCGGUUUCUCCUCUCUGCUUUCAAUCAAUCGGCAGAGCCAUUUGUAUUUACAGGACCGUUGCCCUCCAGCUUCUUCCCCAUUUUUUACCUCCACAGCUCUCUUCCCCCUUUGCCCUUUUCCUCUCACCGUCUCAAUCCGUUUCGAAUUGGGUGUCCUUUUCGAAACGUAUCUUUUCUGUGUUCCAAUCAAUUUCAUUGAUUUCGACUCUUCUGAUGAUGCUGCUUCGUGGCUCGGAGAUACCUGCUUAACUGGUAUAGUAGUUUGUGGAAUGGACUGGCUGUAUAUGUCCACUGUCAACCUUUGUGAAUGAUGUUCCGUAGGUUGAAGGGUGUGACAUCUCUUGGCAUUUUGAAGUGGAAAGGCGAUUCAUCUUUGACAUCAGGGUUGCUUAGGGAUGUGGCUCCUGAGGUUGAAUUAUCUGACUAUGGUAGGGCACCGAGUCCUGGUAGUGAGAGCCCUUCAGGGCUUCUUAAUGGUGAGAGUAUAAAUGUUGAACCAAUUGCUGAUUUGGACCUGUUCUUUGAAAGGCUCUACAGCUACUACUGUGAGAAAGGACUUUGGUGUAUUAUUAUAAAGUGGAUGGUUGAACUUCUGAGCUUGGGCUUCACUAUAUUGUUCUCAGGAUUCUUCUUAUUAAAAGUUGAUUGGAAUGGUCUUCGUAAUGCAAAAUGUGGGAUGGAUGCAUUCGAAUCUGGAAUUAAGCCCUGUGACCUUGCUAAGGAAGCCCUUCAUCAGCACCCAUUAACCCCUCUAACUCUUUCCAAAGCCAUCAUUGUUGGAUAUUUGGGCAUAUUUUCCAUUUAUUUGGUCUUCUGUUUUUUGCGGUUUUUCUCUCAGUUAAGGGAUACUUUGGCAGUCCGUCACUUCUAUCACAACAGUCUCCAUGUCACAGACAAUGAAAUUCAGACCAUGCCAUGGGCAUCAAUUCUUGAAAAGGUUGUUCAGCUACAAAGAUCGCAGCGGCUCUGUGUGGUCAAAGAUCUUUCUGCUCAUGAUGUGGUUAUGCGAUUGAUGCGGAAGGAGAACUACUUGAUUGGAAUGCUUAACAAGGGGGUGCUUGCUUUCCCAAUUUCACAGUGGGUUCCAGGUGCUGGUCCAAUUGUAAAGUUUGGCUCUGAUGGAAAGCAAGGACGAUUAAUACUGACAAAAACCCUCGAGUGGACCUUAAAUUGGUGCAUUCUGCAGAGCAUGUUUGAUCGAAAUUUCUGCGUUACAAGGGACUUUAAAUCUAAUCCAAGAACAUUAAGGAAAAGGCUUAUGGUAGUUGGAUUCGUAAUGCUUCUCCUUUCCCCAUUUCUUGUAAUAUUCAUGCUGGUAUAUCUCUUCCUGAGGCAUGCAGAACAGUUUUAUAACCAUCCAAGCACGGCAUCAUCUCGAAGGUGGUCAAAUUUGUCAAGGUGGAUGUUUAGGGAAUUUAAUGAGGUGGACCAUUUGUUUAAACACCGAGUCACGAGCAGUGUAGUGCAUGCUUCUGAUUAUCUGAAGCAAUUUCCUUGUCCUAUUAUAUCCAUAAUAGCGAAAUUCAUCUCUUUUGUUUCUGGUGGCUUUGCUGCUAUCCUAAUCAUCAUCGCAUUUCUGGAGGAAUCUCUGCUAGAGGGCCAUAUAUUUGGACGCAACUUGUUCUGGUAUGCUGCUGUUUUUGGAACUAUAACAGCUAUUAGCAGGGCUGCCAUUACCGAUGAACUGCUGGUCCUUGAUCCAGAGGGCGCAAUGUCUAUGGUGGUACAAUAUACACAUUAUAUGCCGAAGACAUGGCGUGGCAAAGAGAAUACUGAAAGGGUUCGGGUAGAGUUUGAAACCCUGUUUCAGUAUACUGGAAUGAUGUUACUUGAGGAGAUGGCCUCAAUCUUCCUUACUCCAUAUUUACUUAUAUUUGUUGUUCCGAAGAGGGUGGAUGACAUUUUACAGUUUAUUGAAGACUUCACAGUAGAUGUUGAGGGUGUUGGUCAUGUGUGUAGUUUUAGUGCCUUCGACUUUCAAAGGCACGGUAAUAGCAAUUACGGGUCACCUUACAAUGUACCUCGCUCCCAGAGGAGUUCUCAGGGGAAAAUGGAGAAAUCGUUUUUGAGCUUCAAGAGUAACUAUCCAUCGUGGGACCCAAAUACUGAAGGUGAUCAGUUUCUUAAAAAGCUGAGAACUUUCAGGGAGCAAAAGUUGCAGGGACAAGGAACUCGACAUGCAUAUUCUCCUCUGAGAGGAUUUGGCGACCGGAACAAUCUUUUAUCACGGGAAAGGCCAUAUCAUAGCCCUGGAACUGGCUAUCACUUGGGGUCUCUGUGGUUAAUUGACGCAGAUCAAAAGAAUCACCCAUAUCUCCUUGAUUGGUAUUACACCUCUCGGCCACACCAUUCGGCAAGUUACGCUGGUGAAAUUCCAGAAGAACCAUUUGAAGCUACUGAGCAACAUUCUACUGAUUGGACCCCAACCAACUUUCUACAUAAUCAACUGAGAUUUGAAGAUCUCUGGGCGCAUCGUUAUGAUGACCGUUCACAGUCUAAUAUGGGGGCUUCUACAUCAGCGCCUUUCCACCGAGAGAGUGUACUUCAGCAUCAUGACGCUGGUACUUCCGCAAAUCCAAUGCGGAGUCAUUGGUGGGCUAGAACCGGCCAACACGGAACACAGCCCCAGUCAAGUUUUCUCGAGCCUCCAGAUUUCACCCAACACGGGAAACAGCCCCAGUCAAGCUUUCUCGAUCCUCCAAGCUUCAUGCGCCAGCCUUCAGAUAAUUUUUACGGAAGCUUCGAGGAACACGAACAAGAAGAAGAACCGGAACAAGAACAAGAACAACGGUUGGACUGGAGGAACUACCAAAGCUUGUCCCGAACGACGUACGUGGGUGACCUAGACUUAGAGGCAGGAGAGUGUAAUCUUCAUUUCGGUGACGUGUACAGUAGUGGACCUCCUGAAACUCCGAAAAUAAAUCCAUAGCCACCCCUCAAGCUUGUAGUGAUAUCGAUUACCAUUUGUUGGCCUCUGGUUUUAUCAAGAGGUUCUUGCUUAAGUAGUAAUUUGGGUGGUCUUGUAGCAACUGUGGAAUGUGAUUAAUGUUACCACUCAUUCAAGGAAUCUGUGCAUUCUUUGUUGUAUAUAAAUUCAAUCGAAUCUUGAUUAGACCAA